This is a messenger RNA of Haliotis rufescens (red abalone), 2370 nucleotides long. RefSeq lists its product as uncharacterized. Bases 287 to 1750 code for a protein of 487 amino acids. The transcript is spliced from 2 exons. The record is from RefSeq and is a predicted model, not a curated record. Lineage: Eukaryota; Metazoa; Mollusca; Gastropoda; Lepetellida; Haliotidae.
GAAUACAGUACAUGUAAAGUGCAGUGUUUAAGUAUAUGCUGCUACAUACUUAGAUCACCAAUGAUAGGUCUGUAUUCCACAUCAGGUAAGUUGAGAUAACCUAGUGUUCUUUGCACCCGGGACAUGGUGACACUGACUGCGUAACGAUAACCCAAUAUGUGUAGACUUGUACUUGUACCUCACGCCAGCCAGUCAGUAGCAGAAAACGUCGUGUCGUACCAAGAGGUACACGCACACAUCACGCUAACGGACAAGGACAUCUCAGGGGAUAUUGUAAAUUCUGAGAAUGGCCGAGUUUAAAUGUCUUUCCUGGUUGCUGUCAUGUACCUACCUGAUCUGUGUUUGUAACUGCCAGGACAGUAUUGUGUCUGUCAUACAGAGACUAGAUCAGUUUGACGAGGAAUUGCUUGAUAACAAGGAUGAUAUGAUCCGUAUGGAGAAAAGGAUACGAAAUAUCAUAGACGUCGCUAAGACAUCAUUGAGAGCUGAAUUGAAGGAAAACAUACGGGAUCAGGUGAGAGAAGCCAUGGCCGAGAUUCUACAAGGAGAGUCUCUUCAGGACAUGGUGAAAAGUCAGGUCGUCUCUGAAGUGCGGCAUCUGAAACAGGGCUACCAUCAGAUGAAGAGACAGUUGCUUCAUGUCUCAAGAUCCCUCAAAGACUUCCAGGACGAGACGGGUGAAUUUCAUGAAUCUGUGCUGAAGAAAGCAGAUGUGUGGAAUCGAGAAAACUCAAGUGAUACCUGUGUCAGAGAUAAACACAGACUGGAAAUAGAACUACGGAUGAGGGAUAUUUGUGCUGCUGAUCUACAGAAAAAUAUUGAACGAUUCAUCGUAUUGAACGAGACAUGCCAAUCCCAAAUAUCACAACUGAAAACAGCUCUUGCUGUGCCUGCUUCAACCCCCGCCCCUGUAAACGUUACCUCAAUCCCCAAAUCACCAGUGUCAACCACGUCAGUGACGACACCCAGGCCAGAGGAGAAGAAAAGUAGGAUCCUGAUUGCUCCACGCUUGUCAGGCACCCAGCACCAGUUCCGUCAACUCAACAUUCACAGAAACUCACUUAGUGUCUAUCAGUCUCACACCAUGAAGCAGGUGACAUGUGUUGCAUACAUAGCUAAGACAAAGAAACUUCUGAUAGGAUUACGGAUCCCUGAUAAAAUAGUGUCAUCUACACUGGAUACAAGUCACGUGACGGUGCUAAGAGAAGGUGUACGGACAUAUUGCAUGGCAGUGGAUGAAGAUCGAGACAUUGUAUUCAUAGCCACGCAUCAACCAGGAUACUCAAUCAACCGCAUGUCUACACAGGGGAAAGACUUUACAACCAUCAUUGACUUAUCCAAGUACGGAAACUAUCCAUAUCAAAUAACUCUUGACACAAGGAGAAAGAGGAUCUAUGGGUGUAAUCGCGGGAAACUGUUCACAGUGACAUAUGAUGGUCAAGGUCUGGCAACAUUAGCCACAGGAAGUUACAUGUAUGCUGUAACCCUAGAUCAGACAGCUGGUGUGUUGUAUUAUAACAUUGAGAGGAAACUGAUAAAGAUGACAGUGUCCACUAAUGUGAGUACAGAGGUGACCACACUGAGCGCCACCCCCUGGAACAUGAGACUGUAUAGAGGCACCAUCUACUUCAGUGGCUGGAAUUCUCCUAUUGUAGGUGCAGUGGAUGUGACAAACAACACUGUUGUAUACACUCUCCAGUCAAUACCCAUGAAGGGGGCUGGUGCUUUACUUAUGUGUUUGAUUCCCUGAAUUCUAUGAUGGAUAUUCUACUAUGAAUUUGGAAAAUACUCAACUGAGUCGUUUAGAACCACAAAAACCAACUCUGAUUAAACAGCUCACUUGGCGGCCACUGUUGUAUACACUCUCCAGUCACUACCAAUGAAGGGUGCUACUAUUUUACUUACCGUAUUUCCUCUAUUAGACGCCCGGGCUUCUAUUUACUUCGGACAAGCCUUUGACCCGGCGUCAAUUAGAGGCCCGGCUUCUAUUAAUACGUCUAAGGGAGUCCUCAUUAUGUAAUUUAGGUCCCAAAAAGGGAUCAUUAAUUGUAUCAAUUGAUCGACCCGGCGUCUAUUAGAGGCCCGGUUUCUAUUUUUUGCACUGAACAAUUGACCCGGCGUCUAUUAGAGGCCCGGCCUCUAAUAGAGGAAAUGCGGUAUGUGUUUGAUUCCCUGAAUUCUAUGAUGGAUAUUCUACAAUGAUUAUGGAAAAUACUCAACUCAGUAGUUUCGACUUACAAUAACCAACAGCUGAUUUAAACAGCUGAUUUGGCGUCCACAUCACCAUGGAGACUGAUAUUUAUAGAAGUACUUUUUUCUCAAGCAUUGUUAGACAUUUUUUUGUACAUUAUAUUGUAUAAAUCUACGUUA